This is a messenger RNA of Centropristis striata (black sea bass), 2531 nucleotides long. RefSeq names its product ubiquitin-conjugating enzyme E2Kb (UBC1 homolog, yeast) (gene ube2kb). The record is from RefSeq and is a predicted model, not a curated record. The transcript is spliced from 6 exons. Bases 501 to 794 code for a protein of 97 amino acids. NCBI's taxonomy places the organism in Eukaryota, Metazoa, Chordata, Actinopteri, Perciformes, Serranidae. Gene Ontology annotation, molecular function: protein binding.
UUGACAAAAAAUGACUUCGGUGAUUAUAUUAAAAGUGUGACGAACUGCUGCUGUGGACCUCCCUAACUAACCGACGUUGAUUAUCGUAGUAGUUGUUGUGCCUUUAACAGCCAACAUGUCUGUAGCUUCACAAUUGCUUGUAAAAAUAUGUGGUUUCAUAGUUGACAGGGACAUGUCAAAACACAGGCUUACAGCUGUGAGUCAUUUUAAAAACAACAACUCUUUGUGUCCCUCUCAUUUGUCCCUACCCAUAGACAAGUAAAAACCAGAUAAAAGUAGAUUUGGUGGAUGAGAACUUCACAGAGCUGAGGGGGGAGAUAGCAGGUCCUCCAGACACACCAUAUGAAGGUGGCAGAUAUCAGCUUGAAAUAAAAAUCCCAGAAACUUAUCCUUUUAACCCACCUAAGGUGCGUUUCAUCACUAAGAUCUGGCACCCUAAUAUUAGUUCUGUAACAGGAGCAAUAUGUCUGGACAUUUUGAAAGACCAGUGGGCAGCUGCAAUGACCCUUCGGACGGUGCUAUUGUCCUUACAGGCUCUUCUUGCUGCAGCAGAACCAGAUGAUCCACAGGAUGCAGUAGUAGCAAAUCAGUACAAGCAGAACCCAGAAAUGUUCAAACAGACUGCAAGGCUGUGGUCUCACGUCUAUGCAGGCGCUCCCGUCUCCAGUCCUGACUACACGUGCAAAAUAGACAAACUCUGUGCCAUGGGCUUUGAUAAGAAUGCAGUAAUAGCGGCCUUGUCUUCGAAAUCCUGGGACGUGGAAACGGCGACAGAGCUGCUGCUCAGCAACUGAAACGCAGCCUGGUGUGAGGAUCCCAAACUCCCCUCAUCAUAAUAUCAGCUCCUCCCCGGCAUCCAUUCCACCAUUGCCUUUUGUUAUGCAGACAACUCCCCAUCCACCACAGCAGUCUGAGCCUUCUUUUAUAAUAAUUAUUGUUUGCUAUAAACUCAACACCGGUUGCAUCACAAUCGCCAAAAUGCACACCACCUUACUGCCUGUCUGACUGACCCCAUCUGUCUUUUCUUCCACUAACUCAAAAUGUGUAUCCUUGUAACAAGCCACCAAAAAACAUUCAUACAUCAUGUCUUUCAUGCCCUUUUAUUCAUAUUAGCUUUGAAACAUUUUUCCCCACAAAUUUUGUUCAUUCAUUUUGCAAAGAAUCAAAUAACUGCCAUUGCCUGGUGGGUUUUCCAGGGUAAGAAGUGAAGGAAAUCCUGCACACUGCUCUUACGUCACCUUUAACUCCCUCCAGCAGCCACUUGUGUUAGAUCGUCUCUUUUAUGGACAUUUAAUGCUAUAAAUGUCGAGCUGGAUUAGAUUUACUCGACUAUAUAGUGUUCUGCAAUGAGCAUUGCAAUGUUUUUUUUCCAUCAACAGUUUAUCAUACAAACCCAAUUCCCAAAAAGAUGGGACACUGAAAAAAAAUGCAAUCAUUUGCAAAUCCUUUGCAGCCUACACUCAAUUGAAUACAGCACAAAGACAAUAUCUAAUACUCAAACUGGGAAACUGCACUCAUUCUGAAUUUGACACAUUCUAGGUUGUUUUUUCCCCCCAACAUUUUACACAGCGUCCCAGCUUUUUUGGAAUCAGGGUUGUAGAUGCUUCAAUCACCUGCAGAGAGUCUCUACAAUAAGAAAAGAUCACAAAAACAUCCUCAAACAUCUGCACAGAAGUAAAAAGGUUCUCUGUAAAUAGGUGCGUGUAAAUUUGGAAAUACAAUGGGGAUAUACUUCUUUUUCUUAUAUGGCAUUGUAAAACAAAUUAUUUUAAAUAUAAACUAUGCCUAGUUUACAAUUAUAUGGAGAUAUAUCUUUUUAUGCUUUUGUGACCCAUGAGGAAUCCCUCUGAAUGGCCUAUUGUGUUUUUCCCCUUUCUUCCUCCCUUCUGUUUUUGAGGUGUGGUGGUAUGAGGUACUAACCCAUGGUCACGUAUUACCUACAGUAGAUGGCGGUUGUCACGCACCCAAUUUGGAAAAGUAGGCAAAAAUACUGGUUCGGUUGUGAAGCAAUGUACUGAUGUGGAUGGUGGCAGCAGUAAAAAGUAUUUUAGCCACCUAAAAACAAAUGCCAAACAAACUAUCUACUGUAGUUAAUAUACAGACUAUGUAUAAGUACCUCAUACAACCCCACCCGGAAAAAAUCUGAACUAUCCCGAUUGUUAUUUAGGGAUGGCACAGCCAAACUCCUGGCCGCAAUGGGACAGGAGGAGACAGCCCAGCUCAGGCUUUUGAAGGUCAUUACAUGCCACCUUUUCUUGUGUCUUUUCUUCUCCUUGCAUGUUCUAUGCUGCCUUUUAUUUUAUUUGGCCAAAUGAUGUGGUGAUGGGGGUGUCUGUUCGGUUCGACAUCCCUUCAGACUUGUGGCAUUCGCAAGACUCUUUCUAAACUGUGGAAAGAGACACCUGGAAACUGCUCGGCGCGCUACUGAGGCACACGUUUGGCCCGACAUCUGUAGGGAACCAAAGCCUUUUCUGAGUGUGUUGCUGGAAAAUUGAACGGAUUCAACAGAAAAAAAACACCUCAAGAUGAAA